Messenger RNA from Osmia lignaria (orchard mason bee), 11472 nucleotides. Lineage: Eukaryota; Metazoa; Arthropoda; Insecta; Hymenoptera; Megachilidae. The record is from RefSeq and is a predicted model, not a curated record.
AUGUGCGAUGUGUGUGUUGACUUUCACGACCUUCUACUCUCCUAUGAUGACAGAUCAUCAAAGGAACAAGAUGGCUUGACAAUACUUUGUAUUUCGGAUAUGGAUACAACACUACACUAUGUUAAUCAAUGGGUACAAAGGCAGUGUAUGUGCUGUUAUCGAGAAAUUAAAAACUUUGAUCGGUUUAUACGCUUAACUCAAAGUGUUGUAUUAUGUUCAUUACAACAAUUACAAAUUAUACAACAAAAUGGACAGCAAACAAAUGCUGGGAAAGUAUUAUCCAAAGAUGAAAAAGAAGAAAAAGCAGAUGAAGCUAAAACAGAAAAUGCGGAUUAUAAUGAAACAGAAACGCAAACACAGCAAAACUGGUCUCAACAGGACAGAGAAAAAUUGUUUCAUUUACUUUCAAAAAUAUUUUUAUUAAAUUUUCCUCUUUAUAUUGCAAUGAAACACGGUGGUGCAAUUAAUCCACUAGCUCCAGUAAAAGACGAAGGAGGGUACUGUGAGCCUCAUGAUCCAGAAGUACCAGCUCCUUUAAUUAGGGCAGUUUCUAUUUUUUGCCAUCAAGGUGGUUUCAAUCUAAUGUCUGCUUGUUUUGAUAUGGAAAAUACAUUACCUGUUAGUCUUGCGCACUCUAUGGUUGCAGUGAUUUGUAAUUUAAAACUUUGGUUAAAUUAUGGUAGUGUUAUUCAGCUUUUUAUACCAUUACGUAGUCGUGUUAUGAAAUAUAUGUGUCGUUUAGGAGAUAAAGAAUUACGCACACCGGCGGUUAGAACAAUGGCAGAUUUUAUGUGGAGUGCUGUUAAAGACCCUAUCGAUGCUGUUUUACCAAGUUUCGAUCGUGAUGGAUUGGACCUAGCAUUUAAAUAUUUUACUAGUACAACAUUAACUAUGCGACUAGCCGGAAUAGCUCAGAUAAAUGCUCAUAUCACUGCAUUCAAUGAACUUUGUAAUAGUGAAACUGUCGCUGAAGUUGAACAAGUGGGUCAUGCAUUGGCCGCUUGGCUAACAGAAAAUAAUAUAAUAGCUCAUAUAUUUGGACCAAAUUUGCACGUAGAAGUUAUUAAACAAAGUCACAUUGUAUUAAGUUUCUUAGCUAUGGAAGGUAGAAUCACUUGUUCAGAUAUGGAUACUAUGUGGCAAGCUGCACAAUUGAAACACUGUGGACGACCUGUAUAUGAUUUAUUGGCACCCUUAGUCAAACAUUUGGCUCCUACUCCAGUUUUACAUUUGUACUCUUUAUUAGGAAAAUUAGAGCCAAAGGACCACACUGAACAAAGUUUAUUUCUGGCAUCUGCCUUGAUCAAAUUUAUUUGGACAGCAGGUGGAUCAGGUUAUCCAAGAGGUUUAUCUAUAAAAAAUCGAGACAUUUUAAGAGGUACUAGUGGUAUUGGUGGUAGUAGUACUAGUGAUCCUAGUGGAAUAGACGGAAGCAGCCCGGACGAAGAUGAAGAAGAACCAAGUCCUGCUCCAUCUGAAGGACCUUCACCAAGGAAACAAGCAAGACGUGAUAGUAGUGAUGGAGAAGGUCCUUUUAAAACAAAAGGUAUGGGUACAGCGGUUGUGCAAACAACUCUAAACGAAACAGAAGAUUCUACAGUGGAUAAGUCUGAAUGCCUUCCUGAAUCAAUGAAAAUUUCUACGUGUAGUAUACAAGAUAUGAAAGAGAAACAGAGUGGUUCAGACGUAGAAGCUGACACAGAAAAAUCCAAUGCAGAAGAAACGGUCGCGGUUGAAAAAAGAAAGAGAAAAGUAUUAAGGAAAAGAAAAAAGCCACAAAAGCGUUCAUUAGCUACUGUAGAUAAAACGUUGGAGGACAUCGUUAAUCAAGAAAGCGGUGUAAAAGCUAAAGAUUUAAUGUUGGAUAUGAAAAAUAGAGCUGACGAUGUUUUAAAUAGUACUUUGGAUACCGGUGGAUUAGUUUCAAUCGAUGAUCCGAAAGGUGUUGACGCUUUGGAUCGCGCGAAGCAACAGGCGAUGGCCUUAGAUUCGAGUGACCAGCAAGUUCCAACAACGGCUGCAAUCUUAAGAAGAGCUAAUAAACACAAAUAUAUGUCAUUAGUUGGUCAUAACGUAGAUCGAGCUCCCGAUUCUGCAGAUACAUCACACGAUGAAGACGAUAGCGACGUAGCUGGUGUACUAGCUGCAGCAGACGGGCCUAGUGCUGUUAUAUCUGAGCUCGCUGGUUUAGUACACGCCACUGGUCCGACAUUUUUACCAUCCGGUUUAGAUGAAAUGCUGUCAGACGAAGAAGCGUAUUCUUAUAGCAGUAGAAUAUCAAAUAAAAGUGAGAAAAAUAUGGCAGACUUUGACGGUGAAGAGAGUGGUUGUGAAGAAGAACUAGCUCAAUUAGCUGCGCGUCAUUUAACAGCGAUACAAAUGCAAGCUUAUCAUCCCCAUCAUUCGCAUCCAACAAUGACCAUCAGACGAUCUGUUUGUCGUCCACCGCAAGUGAGAAGUAUUCGUCAAACGGUAACACGAGUUAGUUCCCAAUUCAACUUGGAUACCGUUUGCAAACCUGGAAAUACGUUAUUAUGGGAUCUUUUGCAAGACGAUAAAAUCGGUCAGCUAGGAGAAGGUUUAGCAUUAGAGGCUGAAAAAGCUUUGUGUAACCUUCUUUGUUUCAAUGUUGAUCGAUUGAUACCUAUGAAAUUCAUAGAAGGUUGUUUAGAAAAUCUCGCUACCAAUCGUUCAGUGGUUGUAUCAUUAAGAUUAUUACCUAAAUUAUUCGCCAGUUUCCAACAAUUUGGUGCAAUGGAUGCGCAUACGAUAACGACGUGGGCAGAUCGUGAACGUGGGAUGAUGAAGCAUUUCUUUAAUAAUCUAAAAACGUACACUAACACAGGACCGAAAAAUGGUUUAUAUUCUCAUCAGACGGAAAUUCAAGUUCGAUUACAAUUUUUAUCCUCGAUAUUUUCACCUUUGGGUUCACCUGAUUGCUUCCGCUUGAGUCUUGAACAAGUAGAUAUACUAUGGCAGUGUUUAUCACAAGAUCCAACCUGUGCUGAUGAACUGUUCAGUUGGUUACUAAGUCAAGCUAAAUCAACGGAGCAACACGCUCUGGGAAUGGAUACGCUUAAACACUUAUGUAUGCGUAAAUUACCAAGCUUGCCACCGGAAACUAUCAGUAUGACUGGUCUUAGUCUUUUUCAACAGUUGUGCAAUUUGGCUCGUUUAGCAGCUGCGCAUUUAGAUAGACCUUUGAGAGACGUAGAUUCGGUUGGUAUGGAUUUCUUAUGGAGAAUCGCGUUAAAAGCUAAAAGUACAGACGUUAGUAUGGCGGCUAUACAAUAUCUAAACGGAUAUUACAUGUCUAGACAAUUGACCCAGGAGGCUGAAUUUGUUUCACAAUGUAUGACCCAUCUCGCUGCGGCUAGUGCUGAUCUAGAAACGAACGAGGAAGCUAGUUUACGUUGCAUACAAAGAGCUUUGUUAUUACUAAGAACGCAUUUGGAAGCAUUUCGAAAACGAUACGCGUAUCAUUUGCGUCGCUGGAUACUGGAAGGUAGAGGCGCCGGUAGCCACGUAGCUAUGAACACUUCGGAGAAGGGUCAACAGUUGAGAAUAUUUGUACAACCAGCUGGAAUUCCUGAGAAAACAAGCUUCACUCUUUUUAGUACCGACUACGUUGCCGAUUUGAGAGCCGAAGUAGCUAAAUGGUGGGACGACACACAGAAUAAUCAAGAGAAAUCAUCGUCUACCACAAAUUCAAGUCAAAAUAACAGUUCAGUAUUAGGAUCUCUUUUAACCGACGGACCGAUCAGGAUGAUCACGCAAGGCCAAGAGUUAACUAUUGAUUUCGAUGAGAAAACACUCCAAGAAAUGGGCUUUAAGGAUGGACAGCUAGUAUUCAUAUCUCCUGGCGCUAGUCGAGGCAAUGGUACAGGUAGAUGUAACAAACGAGACGUUGAUUCACCGUCUCUUUUGCCACCACCUCCUCGAGAGUCUUUACCGACUUUGUUAUUGUUACGACCACAGUAUUUUGAGCAAUUAUUUACUCUAAUGAGAACACUGAGCGCCAUGAAAACUGUAGUGAAAGGUGGUCAAGAGAUUCCUCAUACAAAGGCUCAAGUACUUUCAAGGAGGGUUUGGGAUACGUUAACUUUGUUACCAACUAGUCCUACAUUAUUAAGAGGUUUUCAAAAACUAGGAGAAGCAUCAUUGCCGGAAUUGUUAGAUCCUGCUAGCCCGCAAAAGUUGAUGUAUUCUUUAUAUAUUGUGGAAUCUCUAAGUAGACGUAGCACGACCAGUCAGCCAUCCAUCGUCAACCCCGGUACAACUAGCAACGAGAACGAAGGGGAUGCGGAUGAUAAUCACGAUGAUAAAGAGAAAGAUGUUGCUUGGUCUACGUUGUUCGUUCAGCACGGAGGUUUACGUCAUCUGUUCGAGAUCUUUAUGUCUGGAUGUUUGGAACAAGGUGACGGUAGCGAGUGGCAGCAGGACUGUCUCGCUAGUUUAUUGAAACAGCUAUGUUAUUUGGGUGUCGUUAAAGAGGAGAAGAAGCGAAGUAAAGCGGACAAACUGCUCGUACCUAAGUUAAGCGAAGCUAUGCUUUCAAUGAUGAACGUCGAAGCGGUUAUGUCACGAAUAACGAACAUAUUAAACGAAGCAUCCUUGCCUAGAGAUCCGAAUCACUAUAAAACAGGACUUUUUGGUAGAUCUCAAGUUAUUCACUAUACUAUGGCUUUACUAGUUUGUUGGCUGCACAGCGAUGAAACAGUCAGACAGUAUCUAUUCUCAUCGCCGGAACCAUUUGGAAAAACUUGGCUAAGGAGAUUGGUAUUAGAGGAUCCUGAACCUGCGGUGAGAAGGGAAGUUUGUACAGCAUUAUAUAGAUUAUGCUUAGGCACUACUGAAUCCGAAGAUGACAAUUCUGACAGUUCUAGCUUGAUCGUACCAAUGUUGAACACGUUAUUGGAACAUCUUGUAAUUGCAGAAGCGAUGCAGCCUUCUCAUAGGAAACCAGAUUUACCAUUACACCUACAUCCAGUGUUGGACGAUGGAAAAGAACCGUACGGACCUGCUUGUAGAGAUUAUUUUUGGCUGGUUUGUCGUUUGGUUGAUUCACUUCCAGAAGAAGCUAUUAAGGAAGGUUCAGAUGAUUCUAAUGUAACGAUAGACCUCGAGGCAUUAGCGAUAAGAGUGAUCGACUCUGUUUUGAACAGAGAACAUCUCGAGACACGACAUAAUACAGUGGAGGACGACGGUCUGGUUGGUUUGUUAAAUCUCACUUGUAACAUCAUGACGCAUAACCCGCCCUGUAAGCAAGGAAAGAUCGGGCAGAACUUACUUCACGAGGUGUUUGAUUUUCUAUUCGCAUUGCCGAAUCCACGAUCUAAACACGUGCCGAAAUGUAAGAGUCAAGUAUCCAGAUCGGCGGCUUUUGAUCUCUUAGUCGAACUUGUCAAAUCAGCUCCCGACAAUUACAAGAUACUGCAUGAAAAAUUACUGGCUCAACAUAAGCCCGGUCCUCAUUCUCCGUAUCCAUGGGAUUAUUGGCCACACGAGGAUGGUCGUUCCGACUGUGGAUACGUGGGAUUGACAAAUUUAGGCGCUACUUGUUACAUGGCCAGCUGUAUGCAACAUUUGUACAUGAUGCCGCAAGCACGUGUCUCGAUAUUGGGAGCUGAUUGUAAUCGAGCGAACAAGCAUCAGCUGACGUUAAGAGAACUCCAAAGAAUGUUCGCGUAUCUUUUAGAAUCCGAAAGGAAAGCGUACAAUCCUCGAAGCUUCUGUCGCGUGUACACCAUGAAUCACGAGCCUCUUAAUACCGGUGAACAGAAAGAUAUGGCUGAAUUUUUUAUAGAUCUUGUGUCUAAAUUAGAAGAGAUGACGUCGGAUUUGAAAAAUUUGGUGAAGACGUUAUUCUGCGGUGUGAUAUCCAAUAAUGUUGUAUCAUUAGAUUGUGAACAUGUAAGUAGAACGCUGGAAGAAUUUUAUACGGUUCGUUGUCAGGUAGCUGACAUGAGAAAUCUUUAUGAAAGUUUAGACGAAGUUACAGUUAAAGAUACAUUGGAAGGAGACAAUAUGUACACGUGUUCGCAAUGUGGGAAAAAAGCAAGAGCAGAAAAGAGGGCGUGUUUCAAAAAAUUACCCCAUAUACUGUGCUUCAAUACAAUGAGAUACACAUUUAACAUGGGAACUAUGUUAAAAGAGAAAGUCAAUACUCAUUUUAGUUUUCCAUUAAGGUUAGACAUGUCUGGAUACGUUGAGAAAAAGCUUAUGCCUCAACAUUAUCAGGAAGAGAAGAAAGCAUCUGAAAAAAAGAAAAAAUCUGAAGGUGAUUGUCAAGGAUUAAAUAAUGACGAUGACGAAGGAGAGAUGGAACAUUACCAGUAUGAUUUAAUUGGUGUAACAGUUCAUACUGGCACUGCGGAUGGUGGGCACUACUAUAGUUUUAUUAGAGACCGUACAUCUCCUAACAAAGAUAAAUGGUUUUUAUUCAACGAUGCUGAAGUUAAACCGUUUGAUCCGAAUCAAAUAGCAGCUGAAUGUUUUGGCGGAGAAAUGACGAGUAAAACAUACGACUCUGUUACGGAUAAAUUCAUGGAUUUUAGUUUUGAAAAAACUAAUUCUGCAUAUAUGCUUUUCUAUGAAUGGUGUGCUGAUCUUGGUGAUCAGGCAAAGGAAGAAGAGGCUACUGUCUCCAGCCCUAAUGGACGGCAAUGUUCUUCGUUAGUUUACAAAAAUACUAAUAAACUACCACCUUUGGAGUUGAAUAAAGAAUUAGAAGAUUGGAUAUGGCAGGACAAUAUGCACUUUUUACAAGACAAAAACAUAUUCGAACAUACAUACUUUACAUUUAUGUGGCAAAUAUGCGGUUACAUACCGCAGACAUUGUUAUCUGUACAGCCUGAUAUCACAGAAAUGUCAGCAGACCUUUCAACAUCGUUUUUUAUGGAAACCUUUAUCCACGCUAAAGAGAAACCAACUAUGGUACAGUGGGUAGAAUUAUUAACAAAACAGUUUAACGGUUCAGCUGGUGCGUGUGCUAGAUUCCUUGAAAGGAUGGCUGGAGAUUCGUGGUGGCCAAUUCAAAUUCUAGUCAAGUGCCCUAAUCAAAUGGUAAGACAAAUGUUCCAAAGGCUAUGCAUUCAUGUGAUACAACGAUUGCGCGCUACUCAAGCACCUUUAUAUCUUCUUUGCGAUGAAGAAAACGACAUAAACACUGUCGGUACUCGGUCAUGCGUUACGAGAUUCGUGAGAAUGCUUUUGUCCCUGAUGGAACAUGCGAAACAACAUUUAAAACACCUUACUGAAUAUUUCAGUUUUUUAUAUGAAUUUAGCAAAAUGGGCGAGGAGGAAACGUUAUUUCUAAUAAGAGUACAAGCCAUAUCGACUAUGGUAAACUUUUAUCUUGGUCAUAAGACACACGAAUUUGUUGAUGCGGUUAGCGAAGAGGAAGAGGAAGAGGAAAUAGUUGCUGUGCCAACAGAAAAGUUGAGACCUGCUUCUCUAGACAAAAUGAUUACUUUGAUAGCAACUUUAGUUGAACGUAGCAGAGGACCCGAUCACAGACUGGCACUAUCGCCAGCAGAUCUCAGUGCCGUAGCAGGUGGUAAAGGAUUUCCUUUUUUGUAUCAACAAACCCGAGAUGUCAUUAAUCUCAAUCAGACACGAAAUUUAAUACAAUCUUUAUGUCGUUGGAAUGAUAGAUUAGCAAUACAUAUUAUAACAAUGAUAUUUCAAGCUAUAACAAAGCAUACCGACGUAUGUCAACCAUUCUUUAAACUGUUGACAUUGUUAACCGAGAGUUCAGGACCAAGUGGAUUACCUUGUAUGACUCAAUUAAUUUUGGGCAGAGUAUGGGAGGCAGCUAGAGUUGCUCCACACGGUGCACUAGAAUGGCUAGCUUUAGCUGUAACAAGAAGCAAGCUUGCCCAUGCUUGGGUGUUACAAGGGUUGGACACUUGGUUGCAACAUUUUUUGUUGGAACAUUCGAAUCAAAGAGUUCGUUCUGCGGCUGCCUUUCUUCUCGUAUCGCUUGUUCCAUCGACUCAUUUUAGACAGGGUUAUCGCAGUGCUCAUAGAUUAGGUUUAGGAUGUAAUACAUCUAGAGAACUCCAACUGUCAUCGGAAGCAACAUUGAUUUUGCAUCAAAUAUACACGGCGCUUUUAAGAUUAUUGCAACCUGCCAGGCAUUAUAUUGAUAUACAGACUCACGGUACAAUGAAACUCACUGCCUACUUUGCAUUGCUCACUUAUUGCGUUGUAUCUAAAACGGAAAAAUUAAUGUUUGGACAGUAUUUAAAUGAUUUGUGGACACUCUUUCAUCCAAAACUUUCUGAGCCUAGCAUUCCAGUGCAUCAUAAUAAACAAGCUGUACUGUUGUUUUGGUACCAUGUUUGUUCUGAUUGUCCAGAAAAUGUUGCUCUCAUACUUCAUAAUCCGCACAUAACUAAAAAUAUUGCAUUUAACUAUAUAUUAGCUGAUCACGAGGACCAGGAUGUAGUAUUAUUUAAUAGAGUAAUGUUACCCGCUUAUUACGGCUUAUUACGGCUUUGUUGUCAACAGUCGCGUACAUUUACGAGACAGUUAGCUGCACAUCAAAAUAUUCAAUGGGCAUUCAAAAACAUAACACCUCAUCCUACUCAAUAUUCGACCGUAAGACUUAAAUUUAUUUAUGGUUUAUUUUUUGCUGCUGUGCAAGUUUAUAUACGAGGAAAUAUUUCUUUGUUACAGGCGGUAGAUGAAUUAUUUAAAUUGAUGCAAUUACUAGUUGCAAGACAUCCAGAUCAAACAGAACAAGAAGAAGCUGAAAUUGCAUCGUUCAGAAGGGGAACAUUAUCGUCGUACUUACAAGGACUAGACGGGAGAUCCUGUUGGGCUACACUUAUUUCUGCAUUUCGCAUUCUAAUCGAAUCAGACGAUGAUCGUCUCUACGUUGUAUAUAACGGAGGAUUAAGUAUGGCUUUGGAAGCAUUUCAUAUGUUGCACAUCAUGUAUCACGAAGCAACAGCAUGUCACGUUGCUGGAGACUUAGCUGAAUUAAUUGCCAUAAUUGUGGAACUGGUACGAUGUAUCAGAACCGCUAGGGAUGGACCGGAUGCAAGAAACAUAUUGGCGAAUUGCAAAGAAUGGCCGGAUAUUCUACGAAAAUUAGCAACGUUAUUGAACACGUAUAAUCCUCCAGAUAUGCGAAAUCUUGCUAUAGAUCUUUUAAAAGAACUCGUCAUGCUUGUUCCCGCUGAAGCGAUAUUAAUUUUGGCACCAUUGCUCUCACACUGCCAUGCAGCACUUCAAGAGUCUCAUGCCGCUGUUCCGCCUGGUCCGUAUCUUCCACGAAGAUCUACUCCUCCAGGAAAAAUGCCUACUCGACCAGCUAGACCGAUGGUUCAAAUGGCAGUGCCGCAUUCUCAGUUGGAAGCGUCUAAAGGAGUAGAUCCAGAAUAUGAUAACGCUUUGCUUGAAUUUUAUUUACCAUAUCAUGAACUAAUUGAUGUAAUGUGCAGAUUGGCAAUCAAUAAUGAUUGUAUGACUGAUACAUUAGUUAAUUUGAGUGCUAUGUUAGGAUUCGAAGGUGUUCCAUUGCACUUAGCUUUGUUCCCUAGAUUAUGGUUAGAUGUUCAUGCUGCUACACAUAUAGACAGAAAACAUAUUGCAUCCCUUCUUUGUUCUUCCUACACAGUGGAUUACGUAGAUGCUGUGUUACUAGACGAGAGAUCUUCGUUAGGGAUACCAGCGAUUCAUGCUUUUUUCAAGACUUUCUUUCCUAAACUUGCUAAUCACGUAUUAACUGAACAAACUUGUUUACUUAUCGAUAACUUAGUUAGUUCGAUGGUGGCAAUGGUGGAAGCGGUAGAUAUUCAAGCGUCUGCACACCGGUUAACCGGAGAUUUGAGAGCUUUGGCUCUUAUCUAUAGCAGUAGUACAAGACUGAAACCGCCGAGUAGUUUGUUACCAGCUUUAGAAACGUUACUAUCUCGAACGAAGGCCAUUAAAGUGAAAGAUUCUAGCCAACAGGAAGUAGAAGCCCCAACGAAGAAACGUAAAUUUAAUGUUAACGAGGAUAGCGAGACGAGUGAUAAAGAACUACAUCUACCUAUAAAGGAACUUAACGAACAAAAAAAUGUAUCCGACAUAAACGUUGAGAAAAAAGAUAAAACAGAAACAAAUGAUAUGACUUCGUCUGAUUCUGGAGAUGAUAAAACCAUAUCAAGAAAUACUAUUCAACCUGAAAAUAUUCCUACCAGUAUCACCACGAUAUCCUCGAGUUUAAUUGAUACUGUGACAAGUAACAAUUGUACGAAUCAAUUACGAUGUUCGUUAACUAACGUUUCCUGGUUCGAAAUGUUGGAAAAGACUAUUAACGAUUUGCAAACUAUUGUGCAAUUACAAACGAAAAGUAACUAAUUCUGUACGUGUUUUUUUAAUGGUGCUCUGAUCAUAGAAGCACAUAAUACAGGACUAAGUUUACGUGUAAUUGUGUGGUUCUCUAAGAUAACAGGACGGAAAGAUUCAGUUAUAUACAUUCAAGAUUUAGAUGGACAAAUUUUAGUGCGUUUGUGUUCUAUAGAAAAAAAAAAAAGGGAUGCAUAUAUUACCAUGUAUGUAUCAAAUGCAAUUUAUUUUCCAAAUGUAGGUAAAUAAGAUAAUUUUACUCAGUUAAGUUAUAUUAACACAUGAAAAAAAAGAAAUAAUCAAUUGGAAUUUUCAUUUUACAUAAUAAAUGUUCGUUGGUGCUGUGAGAUCACCUAUCUCCAGGCAACAUUUGUGUACAUUAUAAUAUGUACAGCAAUAUAAGCCGCCCAGUAUUCUGUAACAGGAAUUGUGAAAUGCCUUGAGAUAGUUUAAGAGAUACAGAAUCGUGAAAACUUUCUUGGAGCUAUAAUUAUGUUUCUAUACUUAUUUCAAUUUAUAGGGGUACCACCAUAAGAUUCUUUCAGCCUUUCAUAAAAGAUAAUAGUAUGUUUUUUUGGAUCAGCUUUUAAACUAUGUAUGUUUAAAUAUUAUUUACGUAUUGAUCUACAAAUUUCAUUAAUUUAUCAUUGUAAUAUACUCUUCAUCAUAUUUUAAACGUUUUCAAAUAAUUAAUCAUGUAAGUUAUAUAUGAGUGCUUUUUAUCAUAGAUUGUUGCACUUCUAUCCAAUAAUUUCCAAUAUAAUUUAUGUGUAAAAUUAUAUACCGAUGCAUUCUCUUGUAUUUGUUGUAUACUUAAAUAGAAAAUAUUAAUUUUUCUUCUAAGUGAAUUGUAUUAACAAUUUCGAUAGAUUUCUUUUCAAUAUCGUAAAUGUAUUUUGUUAUGCCUUAUUUUUUUUCUGAUAUUGUACCUCGUAUAUUUUUCGUGAAUUACAAGAAAUCUAAGAAAUUAAAAUAAAAUUUUUAUUUAUAAAUACUACACACAAAAAGCGAUGCCGUUAGUAAAAUUGGUAAAUUGCUCUCUUUCUUUGUAAAAUAGUAACCGAUACAAGUAUCUCACAUCACAAAUGAACAGUUGUGAAAUUUCAAAAAAAAAAAAAAAACGCCUUUAUG